Siniperca chuatsi (mandarin fish) is the source of this 4060-nucleotide messenger RNA. RefSeq names its product potassium channel, subfamily V, member 2a (gene kcnv2a). The record is from RefSeq and is a predicted model, not a curated record. Gene Ontology annotation, cellular component: membrane; voltage-gated potassium channel complex. Gene Ontology annotation, biological process: protein homooligomerization; potassium ion transmembrane transport. The coding region runs from base 278 to 1870 and encodes 530 amino acids. The transcript has 9 exons. Gene Ontology annotation, molecular function: voltage-gated potassium channel activity. NCBI's taxonomy places the organism in Eukaryota, Metazoa, Chordata, Actinopteri, Centrarchiformes, Sinipercidae.
UGUGUGUGUGUGUGUGUGUGUGUGUGUGUCAGCUGUAUGUAUGUUUGAUUUCUUUCUGAAUGUGUGUGAAAACUUCCCAUCCUUGCAUGCAUGUUUACUCAUUACUGUCAUCUUGUGUAUGUGUGAUCAAGGUUUUGUGCACAUAUGCACGAUGCCUGCUGUGUGUGUGUGUGUGUGUGUAUGUUUGAGAGGCAGAUGGUGUUAGAGUUGCUAGGAUGUCUCUCCAUGCAGGUGAAUCGAUUUUAGGUUUAAAACACAUACACAUUUAGCAGCAAUUAUGUUGACCCACCUCAGAGCCCGUAGCAGGAGCUUGUUCCCCAGCUACAAGCCCGGCAGCCGGACUCAAGCCGUCAAAGAACCGGCUGACUGUCUGGACUUCACCAACACGUGCAUUAAGCCAUGGAACUCCAUGCAGGAUCUGGGCAGAGACAUCUAUGAUCUUUAUGCUGAGUAUGAAGAGGAGGAGGAAGAUCAAUUUCCGGUGUCUCCCUCCCGCCUGCUGCUCUCUCCAACCAAACACUUCACUCUCAACAUCAACGUUGGUGGAGCGGUGUACCACCUGCCCUACAGGUUAGCUGCCAGGUAUCCAAAGACAAGGAUUGGCCGGUUGGCCACGCACACAGACCACAGCAGGAAGUUGGACCUGUGUGACGACUACAUUGUCCAGAGCAACGAGUUCUUCUUCGACCGGGACCCUAAAAUCUUCCACAACAUCUUUAACUUUUACAGAACUGGAGUUUUGUGCAUUAAAGACGAGCUGUGUCCCCGCAACUUCCUGGAGGAGAUAAACUACUGGGGUGUUAGAAUCAAAAACAGUCAACGCUGCUGCCGCAUCUCCUUUGAAGAGAGACAGGACGAGCUGAACGAGCAACUGAAAAUACAGAGACAGCUGAUAGCAGAGAUGGAGAUGGAGGAGAACGAGGCGUUAUUUCAUGGCAUGGCCUUCGGGCCGACCCGAAGGAAAAUCUGGAACCUGAUGGAAAAGCCGUUCUCCUCGGUCACUGCCAAGCUGAUGGGGGUCGCCUCCUCCAUCUUUGUGCUGGUCUCGCUGGUCGCCAUGACGCUCAACACUGUGGAGGAGAUGCAGUACAAGACAGCGUCGGGCCAGCUCAGUGGCAGAUUCUACGGUGAAUACGUUGAGACGUUCUGCAUCACCUUCUUCUCCCUGGAGUACCUGCUGCGCCUGGUGUCCACCCCAGACCUCAAGUGUUUUGCACGUAGUGUGUUGAACACCGUCGACCUGAUCGCCAUCCUGCCUCACUACCUGCAGAUGGUCCUGGAGUGCUUCGAGGACGAGGACAUGCACCUGCACUCGGGGGACAUCGAGGCCAUGGCACGUGUUGGAAAGGUGGGUCAGGUUCUGAGGAUCAUGCGUCUGAUGCGAAUCUUCAGGAUCUUGAAGCUGGCUCGUCACUCGACAGGCCUCAGAGCCUUCGGCUUCACGUUGAGACAGUGCUACCAGCAGGUGGGCUGUUUACUGCUCUUCAUUGCCAUGGGCAUCUUCAUGUUUUCAGCCAUGGUGUACACUGUGGAGCAUGACGUGUACAACACCAACUUCACCUCCAUGCCGCACGCAUGGUGGUGGGCAGCUGUGAGUAUUUCCACAGUGGGCUACGGCGACAUGUUCCCUGAGACCAACCUGGGCCGUAUCUUCGCCUUCGCCUGCAUCUCCUUCGGCGUCAUCCUAAACGGCAUGCCCAUCUCCGUCCUCUACAACAAGUUCUCAGAUUAUUACACCAAGCUCAAGUCCCACGAGUACACCGCUGUCACCAAGGCGCGCGGGAAGGUGCACUUUGCCAGGAGGGCGGCAAAGAGGUUGGCCGAGUGCUGCGAGGACGUCGUUCAGCCGAGGACACCUCACCUUCAGUGAGCCAGGUUGUAGAUGUCCAAGUCUACGUUAAGAUUUGUCUGGAAGGCAGGAGUGACUGUCAGGAAUGUGAUUAGGACAGCAGAGACUGCCAUUUUAUGGAGCAAUGUAACUGGAAAUGAACCUGUGACAUUCUGUACAGGCCAUUAUCCCAUUAAGACCAUGUGACAGAACUAGACUGCAGGAGUCAUGGCAGUUUGAACCAUUUACCUACCAAGAAAUCUACAACUGUCUGGAGUUAACUGUGUGUCUCAGUUAAUACACUUUUGAGUUCAAAAUGUCGCUCCAAGUCCAAAGUCAGGACUGUAUUUUUCCUGAAGGGACAUUUGAUUAUGCAUCCUUUCAUCCAUCCAUCCUCUAUACCUGUUUAUUCCUGUUAUGCCUCUGAAUCAGUGGUGCAGGUUUGGUGUAGAUUGAAAAUCAAAAAAAUGUUGCUAAUUUUUUUUCUUAGUUCAUUUAUUUGCCAAAAUGUUAUAUACUCAUCCUUGUACUCUUCUACAUACAUCUAUGCUAAAGCUGUCCGUAUCACCAUCGCCACCAACAUCUACUCUUCCUCCCUCCACCCUCUAUCCAUUAGUCUCUAAAGCUCAAAAGUAAUCCAGGAUUCAGGAGCGAACGACAACAGGACUGAAAUAAAUUAUAAGUUGAAGACCCGACAUCUGGACGAUGGAUAUUAGACCUGUUUAUCUGCCCCAUGCGUCUCUCUUUAAUAAUAAAUCUAUGUCUCUUUAGAGCUGUGCAGCUCUGUGUGUGUGUGUGUGUGUGUGUGUGUGUGUGUGUGUGUGUGUGUGUGUGUGUGUGUGUGUGUGUGUGAGAGAACAGUGUCACAGGGUCAUCACUCCUGAAUGUCAUGUUUAACACUGAAUCCCCGAGCUGAACUGAUUAUACUAAAUCAUCAGUGUCACUGACUGAAUCAGUAUUUUUUUUUAGCAGUGGAGCUCCCACUCAGCUGUAAUAUAGCAUCUAAGUUGUAAUAUACAGUAUGUUGUUACUUCAUGGUUAAAAGCUUACUGAAAGACCGCAAAAGGAUCAAAAGGUGAUCAGUGUUUUUCGGAUAGGUGACUACUGAGCUAAUAAACUAAUAUUUUUUGGAAAUAUACUUCUUUGCUUUUUUUGCAGAGUUAGUUGAGAAGAUGGAUAAGAGUCAUGUCUGUAAAAUAAAUAUAAAGCGACAGCCAGCAGAUGAUUAGCUUAGCUUAGCAUAAAGACUGGAAACAUGGCUCUGUCUGAAGGUUUAAAAAAAAAUAAAAAAUCUGUCGUCACUGUGAGGUUGCCAGGCAGCCAGCAGGGACUCCAGGAAGUCCGUGCUCCUGGCCAAGAAAUAGUCUGGCAACUAACCCCCCAAUAAGACCACAAGUUGUCAUUGUUACGGUUGGUUGGACAGAACAGGUUGUUGUAACGAUAAAACAAACAAGAUAAAGCGUGUUAAUUAGUGGGCUUUAGAGGUGUUUGUGUUUUGUUACCUUUGGACACAGCCAGGAUACCUGUUUCCCCACAUUUUCCAGUCUUUACGCUGACUGUCUCCUGGCUAUAGCUUGCUCUUUGACAGACAGUUAAAAAAAGUGGUGUUGAUCUUCUCAUCUAACUCUCAGCAAGAAAGCGAAUUAGCAUAUUUCCCAAAAUGUCGAACUAUUCCUUUAACUUCAUAAACAAUGUUUAUAUGUUUCUUGUUUUCUUCUAAAGUGAACGUAACAGUUGGAAGGAGCAACAGAACUAACCUACUACUGAACUGAAGACGUAAUGUCACAGCGUUAUUACCGGUGAUGCCAACAAUUAGCUUACAAAAAAAAAAAAAACUACAUAGUGACUACGAAUCGUUGAACUCUUCUUUUUUUUUCUCCUCGUUACAAUAGUGAUUCACAGCAAUGUGAGAGGCCAUUGUCACAGAAGACAUUUUGACCUGUGACCUGUGAAAUGAAUGAAGGCUGAAUUCCAUUUAGCAGCUUCACUUUCAGGGCCAGCAUGUACAAUACUCUGUCACGGCUUACUGGGACUCUUGAAUAUAACAGAGCCAUCGUUAGUUAUUAGUAAAACCUGUGCCUUUCCUACUAUGACAAGUCUAAAUGUCUGCUGUGAAAAAUACCUAUAGCAUGUCAUUAUUUUGAAAGUGAGAGUGUGAUUGAGUGUUAGCAUUUGAAGAAUAGCAUAAUAGUCAUUCAAAUUAUUGGGUGUAAUAAACGUGGUCGCUCUAGA